Molecule: messenger RNA, 2664 nt
Organism: Salarias fasciatus (jewelled blenny)
Lineage: Eukaryota; Metazoa; Chordata; Actinopteri; Blenniiformes; Blenniidae
Gene: slc30a4
Product: solute carrier family 30 member 4
Exons: 8
Coding region: 250-1560 (436 amino acids)
Biological process (GO): response to zinc ion; zinc ion transmembrane transport
Cellular component (GO): plasma membrane
Molecular function (GO): zinc ion transmembrane transporter activity
Source: RefSeq, a predicted model, not a curated record
GCUUAUCUGACACAACCAGUCAUAGAGCUGUGACAGAUGAGAAUCAGUCUCCCGACACGGCGAUGCCGAGAAUACUGUGCUGAGUAACUAGGAAAACCGAGGUAAAGCGACCCACCCGACAUCCUCUAUCCAGGUGCUAAAAUGGAGUAGAAAUGCAGUUCUGUCAUUGCCUCUCGCUACAAACAUGUGAAUGAUUACCUCAACGGACACUUAUCUAUAUUAGAGCUGACCUCUCCAUAAAUAUUGAAGAUGUCAGGUGGGAGCUUCUUUAGCAAGGUGCGAUCUGCCUUCAGGAGGGAGCGGAGCGACUGGGACCUGAGCGACACUGCUCCCUUCGACUUCUCCGACGAGCUGGUGGAAGAUGAGGCGCCCAAAUUCAACAAACUGAAAGUUGUGGUGUCUGGAGAGAUGUCCGACUACUCCGCCGGGGCGCCGUCCAACGGAGUGGCUGUGAACACGAUGGUGAUCGAUGACGACGACUCCCUGCUCGACUCCUCUUCCAGCCUGGGCAGCCCGGGGCUGAACAUGGACCCCUGUGACAACUGCACCAAGAAGAGGGAGAAGCUCAAACACAGGAGGGUGAUGAAGAGGCUCACCAUUGCAGCUUUGCUCUAUUUUUUUUUCAUGAUGGGUGAAAUCAUAGGUGGUUAUAUUUCAAACAGUUUAGCCAUUAUGAGCGAUGCUGUCCACAUUCUAACGGACGUCGUGGGGAUUCUGUUCUCUCUGCUGGCCCUCUGGCUCUCUACGAAGCCUCCCUCCAAGAGGUUCACCUUUGGUCUGCAUCGUCUGGAGGUGGCAUCAGCAGUCGCCAGCGUGACACUAAUCUACAUCCUGACGGGCAUACUGCUCUAUGAGGCGAUUCAGAGGACCAUACACCAAGACUUCGACAUCGAUGGAGAUGUCAUGCUCAUCACAGCAGCUGUGGGUGUGGCUGUCAACCUCAUAAUGGGUUUCUUGUUAAACCAAGGUGGUCACCUGCACUCCCACAGCCACGGCCACGGUCACGGUCACUCCCACUCUCACGGCCCUGCGGCGUCGGGCUCUCACUCGGGGAGGCCAGGCCAGCACGGCAGCCUGGCUGUGAGAGCCGCCUUCAUCCACGCUUUGGGGGAUCUUCUCCAGAGUGUCGGGGUUCUCAUAGCUGCCUACAUUGUUCGCUUCAAGCCGGACUUGAAGUUGGCAGAUCCCAUCUGUACCUACAUCUUCUCUGUUCUGGUUCUCUUUACUACAUUCCGGAUUAUAAUAGACACUACAGUCAUCCUGCUGGAAGGUGUUCCCAGGCAUCUGGACACUCAGCGAAUCACAGAGGACCUCAUGAAGCUGGAGGACGUCCAGUCCGUGGACGAGCUGAAUGUCUGGGCGCUGACGACCGACAAGACUGCAGCGAUGGUUCAUCUGCAGCUCACGCCCUCAAGUGCCGACAACUGGGAGGAGGUCCAGGCCAAGGCGCGACACCUUCUGCUCCACACAUACGGCCUCAGCAGGUGCACCGUGCAGGUCCAGACACACAGGCAGAGGGUGGAACGCAGUUGUGCACACUGUCAGCAGCCCAGUGCCUAAAAGCGAGACCCGUUCUCACACUGACCUCCCCAGACUCCACCCAGUGGAGCUGGACAGCAGAGAAAACACCAGGCAGGAGGGGAGGGCCCUGCAGGCCGCCCCGCCGCCGCAGCAGGAAGCGCAGCCUGCAGCUGCACACGGGAAAAGAGAGGUGCCAAAAGACAGUCGGUGCAACUACAACAACAAGAAAUGCACAUCUCUAAUGAGAGGAGCCCUACAGCCUCCAGGGACCUCACACCCUCAUGCAUACAAAAAAGCUUUUGAGGAAGUUGAAUGCUUCGACAGAGAGGAAUGAAAAGAAGAAGAAAAAAAAAACUUGCCCUUAAUUCACCAUUAAAGCCUAUUCCAACAGAUUUUAUUUUGUAUUUUACUGUUUGGUUAACCACAACUGAUGUUUGUUCAUCAGGUGGAUAUUCUACUUUUUUCUUUUGUUACUGAUUGCUAGAACUAUAUACUAAGAUUUAAUGAUUUUAAAAAAAAAAGAUGUUAGCAACUGAAAAGGUACCUCAUUUAAUUUGUUAACUGUGGUCACAGUGCAUAAAAGCUGUACUCCUCACUCCUGGCAGCGGUGGGUUGAAAACCUUUCUCAUUGUAUUAAACAUAACAUCCAGUCAUUAAUAUCCUUCAGCCAUUUGCAAUACAGAUUUACAGUGAGCACUGUUUAAACCUCCAGUUGUGGCUGGACUGUCCAACAUUACAGAUAACUCAAUGUUUCUCACUCGGACUUCAGCAUGUCUCUUAAUUGUUACAACGAGCAACUGACAAUCAGUGUUACUGACUUUUAAAUGAAGCACUUGGAUGGACUUCUAAUUUCAUUUUUACGGUCUGCAAUAUGCUCUGCUUCACCCCUUCUCAUCGUAUCAUAUAUAACUGACAGCAUAGAGAUGCAAACAGGCCUGGCACGUAUUCAGUAUUUGGCUGUGCGGUGUUUUGACUGGCCGGGAGUUGAAAUAUGCCAGUUGCAGUGUUUAUAGUGUUUUCAUGUCUUGAGCGGCUGUUUGAGGGAGGUUAUGGUUCGACCUUUCCACAUCUGAAGUAUUAAUCUUUAAGGGAAAUCAGGAACUGGAUCAUUUGUUUUUGUUUGUAAUAAAGUAUUGAAACCUU